Thelazia callipaeda (thelaziosis nematode) is the source of this 738-nucleotide messenger RNA. Lineage: Eukaryota; Metazoa; Nematoda; Chromadorea; Rhabditida; Thelaziidae. The record is from the annotation of a GenBank genome assembly.
AUGACAGCAUCGUCAAAUGUAUUCUGCGAGAAAGCUUCAAUUUUUACUUCUGUUUCAAUCACUCUCAUUGGCUUGGGACUAAGUAUGACUGCGAUAUUCUUACCAUCUUGGCAGGUUGUGAAUUUGAGAGAAUAUAAUUCUAUUCAUGAGCAUGGGUUAUGGCGCGAUUGUACAAGGCAUAGUAGAGAUGGUAAUUCCAACGUACUUCUAAGAAGAUAUAUGACAAAUACAGAACCGCUGAAUUGCGUUUAUAAAUUUGACUAUGAUAAGUACUUGGGUACUUUUGAUUUGGAGGACGACAAUAGUCCCAUUGGAGAAGUAAAUAGGCAUAAAUUUUAUGGUUGGCACAUAGCAACACUCAUUUUACUGGGAUUAGCAUUAUUAACUUCAUUUCUCUCCAUUUGUCUUGGCUUUUGUGCUUGUCGCUAUGGUUCCCUGGCAUUGAUUUUCACAGUUGUUAAUUUACUUACAACAUUUUUAUCUGUUGUAGCUGAAGGAUUAUUUUUUCUGUAUUCACAUCACACUUCUAAUCGAUUCGUUAAAGGAAUAGUUGGUACUUACGAGCAACGAGUUGGCUUAGCAUUUUUUCUUCAAAUGAUUGCAUGCGCGUGUCAUUUUAUUGCAUUUCUGAUUUCUCUAUUAUUCGUUUUUGUUACUUUGACGGGCAAAAGUGAUGCAAGCGAGCGAUACAGUUUCAAUCAAAAUUCCAAGUUAAAUCCAGCAAGUAUAGGAAGGUAA